This is a messenger RNA of Hippocampus comes (tiger tail seahorse), 4138 nucleotides long. It is a transcript of the gene srgap3, whose product is annotated as SLIT-ROBO Rho GTPase activating protein 3. NCBI's taxonomy places the organism in Eukaryota, Metazoa, Chordata, Actinopteri, Syngnathiformes, Syngnathidae. The record is from RefSeq and is a predicted model, not a curated record. The transcript has 22 exons. Gene Ontology annotation, molecular function: protein binding. Gene Ontology annotation, biological process: signal transduction. Bases 410 to 3727 code for a protein of 1105 amino acids.
CUCUCUCUCUCGCCGCAGUUCAAUCAGACAGCCUAGAGGCGUCGGAUCAUUGCAGGCUUCUUCACACACAGGGAGCACCAAGCUGACUCCCCACCAUUUCUCCCCUCUCCCCCGGCUAACAUGUCCACUUUCGAGCUCCUUUGUGGCUUUUGUUUCUCCCUCUGACUCCUCUGCCCACCUCCCCGUCGCUGCUGGAUUAAAUUAAAAAGAGAGCGAGCGAGAGAGAGAGCAAUGCAACAUCGAACCCGAGUGCUCUCCCCUUACUGAUUGCAACGAUUGUCUCCCAAGCGCAAGCCGCUUUUGUUCAGCGAGGAAACGUCGCAAAGGUCUGCAUCCACUGCGAGAAACGCGGCGCGGAGCCACUGGAGCUCUCGAUUUGGAGGCUCUCGGCCAUACAACCAGGAGAACCAUGUCCUCAUCCAGGUUCAAGAAGGAUAAAGAGAUCAUUGCGGACUACGAGACCCAAGUGAAAGAAAUCCGUAACCAGUUGGUGGAGCAGUUCAAAUGCUUGGAGCAACAAUCGGAAUCCCGCAUCCAGUUGCUGCAGGACCUGCAGGAGUUUUUCCGUCGCAAGGCAGAAAUCGAACUGGAAUAUUCCCGCAGUUUAGACAAACUCUCCGAGAGGUUUUCCUCCAAAAUCCGCAGCUCCCGGGAACACCAGCAGUUCAAGAAAGACCAGCACCUGUUGUCGUCUGUGAACUGCUGGUACCUGGUGCUGAACCAGACCAGACGCGAGAGUCGUGACCACGCCACCCUCAGUGACAUCUACACCAACAACGUCAUUCUGCGCUUGGCCCAGAUAAGCGAGGAUGUCAUCCGCCUCUUCAAGAAGAGCAAGGACAUUGGCAUCCAAAUGCACGAGGAGCUGGUGAAGGUGACCAAUGAACUCUAUACUGUGAUGAAGACGUAUCACAUGUACCACACGGAGAGCAUCAACGCCGAGAGCAAACUGAAGGACGCAGAGAAACAGGAGGAGAAGCAGUUCAGCAAGUCGGGGGAUCUCAACGUGAACCUCCUGCGGCAUGAAGACCGCCAGUCCCGACGCAGCUCUGUGAGGAAGAUCGAGAAGAUGAAAGAGAAGAGGCAAGCCAAGUACUCAGAGAAUAAGCUGAAGUGCACCAAAGCUCGCAACGACUAUUUGUUGAACCUGGCAGCAACAAACGCGGUGGUGGCCAAAUAUUACAUCCACGAUGUCGCUGAUAUGAUCGACUGCUGCGACCUGGGAUACCACGCUAGCUUGGCGCGGACCUUUAGGACCUACUUGUCGGCAGAGUACAACCUGGAGACGUCUCGCCACGAGGGACUCGAUGUCAUCGAGAACGCGGUGGACAAUUUGGACUCUCGCAGCGACAAGCACAAGCUCAUGGAUAUGCAUAACCAAGUGUUCUGCCCCCCAAUGCGCUUCGAGUACCUGCCGCACAUGGGAGAUGAGGUGUGCCAGGUGAGCGCCCAGCAGCCCGUCCAGACGGAGCUCUUGAUGCGCUACCACCAACUACAGUCUCGCUUGGCUACACUGAAGAUUGAGAAUGAGGAGGUGAGAAAGACCUUGGACGCUACCAUGCAAACUCUGCAAGACAUGCUGACGGUGGAGGAUUUUGACGUGUCCGACGCAUUCCAACAUAGCCGCUCCACUGAAUCCAUCAAGUCCCUUGCCUCCGAGUCCUACAUGAGCAAGAUGAAUGUAGCAAAGAGGAGAGCCAACCAACAGGAGACUGAAAUGUUCUACCUCUCGAAAUUCAAGGAGUACCUGAAUGGCAGCAACCUCAUCAUUAAGCUGCAGGCCAAGCAUGACUUACUCAAGCAGACCCUUGGCGAAGGGGAAAGAGCUGAAUGUGGAACCACAAGGCCCCCCACCCUUCCCCCUAAACCUCAGAAAAUGCGGAAGCCUAGACCGCGCUCCGUCUAUAACCAUAAGCUGUUUAACGGCAAUUUGGAGACCUUCGUCAAGGAUUCAGGCCAACCAAUUCCACUUGUGGUAGAGAGCUGUGUCAGAUACAUCAACCUGUACGGCCUGCAGCAGCAAGGCAUCUUCCGAGUGCCUGGAUCACAGGUGGAAGUGAACGAUAUUAAAAAUUCUUUUGAAAGAGGAGAAGAUCCCUUAAUAGACGACCACAAUGAACAUGAUAUCAACUCAGUGGCAGGAGUGUUAAAGCUUUACUUCCGAGGCCUGGAGAACUCCCUCUUCCCAAAGGAGCGUUUCCUGGACUUCAUCUCAACCAUCAAGUUGGAGUCGGGAGCAGAGAGAGCGCAUCACAUCCAGCAGAUUGUUGUGACGCUGCCUCGGACCGUCAUCGUUGUCAUGAGAUACCUUUUUGCUUUUCUCAAUCAUCUCUCCCAGUAUAGUGAUGAGAACAUGAUGGAUCCAUACAACUUGGCCAUCUGCUUUGGUCCCACGCUGAUGCCCAUUCCCGACAGUCAGGACCCGGUGUCAUGUCAGGCGCAUGUGAACGAGGUCAUCAAGACUAUCAUUAUACACAAUGAAGUCAUCUUUCCCAGUCUACGUGAACUAGACGGCCCAGUCUAUGAAAAGUGCAUGACCGGCGGUGAGGAAUACUGUGAUAGUCCUCACAGUGAGCCAGGAACUCUUGAUGAAGCUGACAAUGGAACUGAACCUCACACAAGUGAUGAAGAGGUUGAACAAAUCGAGGCCAUCGCUAAAUUUGAUUACGUGGGCCGCAGCCCAAGAGAGCUGUCAUUCAAGAAGGGAGCAUCUCUGCUUCUCUAUCACCGGGCAUCCGAAGACUGGUGGGAGGGCCGACACAACGGCCUGGAUGGCCUGAUCCCUCAUCAAUACAUUGUAGUGCAAGACGUGGAUGAUGCCUUCUCAGACAGCCUCAGUCAGAAAGCAGAUAGUGAAGCCAGCAGUGGGCCACAACUGGAUGAAAAAAGCUCAACCAACAAUGACGGUCCCUCACCAUGUGAGCAAUCACCCGAUUACAGCUUUGGAGGCGUCAAGGGCAGGGUCCGAUUGCGGUCCGACGGAGCAGCGAUUCCUCGCCAUCGCACCGGCACAGACACUCAGAGUCCAACCCGAGUUCCUGACACGCCUCCGCGGGCAGCUGCCUGUCCCGGCAGUCCCCACAAGAUGUCCGUCAACAAGGCGCGUAUGGAAAGCCCAGAAAAAAGGCGACUGGGGACCUUUGGUAGUGCAGGAAGUAUAAACUAUCCAGAAAGGAAGGCCUAUCCUGAGGGCCAUCCACUGAGGCCGAUGUCAGGGGCCACUCGCCAUAGCAGCCUUGGGGACCACAAGUCACUUGAAGCUGAGGCUCUGGCUGAGGACAUCGAGAAGACCAUGAACACGGCGCUCCAUGAGCUUCACGAGCUGGAGCGACAGAACUCCGCCAAGCAGGCUCCCGAUGUGGUCCUGGACACCCUGGAGCCCAUGAAGAACCCAGUGAGCUCCGAGCCCGGCAGCCCUUUGCACACCAUCAUGAUCCGUGACCCAGAUGCGGCCAUGCGCCGGAGCAACAGUUCCACCUCGGAGAUGAUGACCACCUUUAAGCCGGCGCUCUCGGCGCGGCUCGCCGCUGGCGCUCAAUUGCGCCCGCCGCCCAUGAGACCGGUACGCCCCGUUCCCACCCAGCACCGCUCAAGCAGCUCCAGUUCUUCUGGGGUGGGCAGCCCAGCUGUAACACCCACUGAUAAAAUGUUUCCCGGUAACAACACGGCAGCCGGGCCCGGCAUCAACGUGUCCACCGAUGGUGCUGACAAAUCUGGUACCAUGUAGCGAAGGUUAAAUGGGACUGCAACUCCUGAUUAAUAUUUUCGUUACUGAUUUAAUCUGUGGAUCAGAAAGUAGAGCUGAGGGGUGGGCAAAAUUUCCUACAGCUCAGGGAGAUCAUAGUCCAAAUGGCAAAAUCACCUCAUUAAAGAGUAGAUGAUGAAUGAACACUCUGGAUCCAAAAGGAACAGAGGUAAUGUUGGGUUAUUUAUAGACGGUGCGUUGGAUUGAGGAUUUCAAUCAGCAGGUUGAGUUAAGUCCAGUCUGGUUUAUAGUUACCACUAUUGAUGUGGUACAAAAUAAUACAACAUCAUUUUCUUCUAUCAGGGUUCGCCACAGUCACUCGCAUGACAUAUUUGGUAGUUUCCACUCCUGAUGCCUUUCCGGCACGUGUAGCCUACCCAUAUUCCGUUGUUA